GUAAAGCGGCCAUCGGAACGAGAGUGAGGUGGGCAGUGAGAAGCAGCCGUGGUUUCGGAGAAACAGAGGGGAGAUUGGCACGAGAGCAGGAGGUGAGGGGAUUCGAUGUGGGCAGCAGCAACAGAAUCAGCAGAUUUGAAGGAUUGCUUGCCCCGACCCGGACCGCCUCCUCCUCCUUUUCUUAUGCUCCACUUCACUCUCUGACCAGGGCUGCUUACGAAGCUUUUGGCCUCUUGCCAUGCCGUAGCUGCUUUGGUGCGUCUGAACGUCUUGAUUCAGUUUUGGAGUUUGCGGACGGAGCGUCUGAGAGCUUACUAUUUCCGCAUGGUGGCGGCGAAGAGAGGAAGAGGUGUUGUGUGAUUUUCGCCCCCUACUCUUGGUUAGCCUGAGAGGGUGGAGUGCUUCACGGAUCUAUUUGGUAGGUCAGAUUCUUUCGGGACGUAGGUGUUGUGGUGGGGGUGAAAUUGUACACAGUGGCACCUGCCUGUCCUGGUGGUCGAAAGUUCACUUCCGUUUGGAGGCGGGCGCUGGGGAAAUUAGUUUCCCAGAGGGCGGCAGAGGAGUGCUUAUCUUGGGUUCCUUGGCAGGAGCUGGAAUUUCAGAAAACGUGCGUGAUCGUCUGAAGGACUGAGGCUUCUAGUUUUCGUGUGUGGAACUUGUGCUUGAGACUUUGAUUUGGUUUUGCGAUCGAACACUGCCAGCGAUCACAUCGGCUCUUCUUCUCUUCACCGAUCACCUUGGCCUUCGCGUUCGGGGAAAGUUGACUUGGUUCCGAUCUGCAUAUUUGAAGAGCUUGGUUGCUAUUUUGACUAGUGCAGUUAUAAUGGCGGCCUUUCGCCGCCUGUCACCAGGACUCCAGGCCUCUAUGGGAUCGAUAAUAUAUCGGCCCUAUCGACUGAUGUCUGGUGCAGCCCAGGCUGCUAUGGAUGUCGAGGUCUGGAACAUGACGAUGCCCACUGUAGAGGAUGUUCAGAGACAGGAUGAAGGAAGGGGUCCUCAGUGGGUGUUUUUGGGAUGUCCUGGAGUCGGAAAGGGGACUUACGCCAGCCGUUUGUCCAAAUUAUUGGACGUACCGCACAUUGCUAUGGGAGAUCUUGUACGAAAUGAGCUGAAGGCUUCAUCGCCGCUGGCUAAACAGCUGUCCGAAGCAAUGAAAGCGGGGAAGUUGCUACCCGACGAAGUCAUAUUUAAUCUCCUGUCCAAGCGUCUGGAGCAAGGUCUGUCUGCAGGCGAAAGAGGAUUUAUUUUGGAUGGGUUUCCUCGAACUAUCAGCCAAGCGGAAGUUCUAGAGGACGUUACAGAAAUUGACUUGGUCGUGAACCUCAGGCUUCGAGAGGACGUGUUGAUUUCAAAGUGCCUGGGCAGGAGGAUCUGUAGCCAGUGUGGAGGGAAUUUUAAUCUUGCCAAGAUUGACGUCAAAGGCGAGGACGGCGCUCCCAGCAUUUUCAUGCCUCCUCUGUUGCCGCCACCUUCAUGUGCCUCGAAGAUGACCAUCCGCGCCGACGACACGGAUGAGGUCGUUAGAGCGAGGCUCCGUGUUUAUCAUGAAGAGAGUGCACCUGUGGAGGGCUAUUACAGAAGUCGGGGGAAACUCUUGGACUUCAACGUCGGUGGCGGUAUACCGGAAACAUGGCCCAAUCUGCUGGCUGCCUUGAAUCUGACGGAUAAAGCGAGUGAAGAAGGUGAUCAGCAAAAGCUGGCUGCCUGAGUACGGAAUACGAGCUGUCGACAGUCCUACUUUGCCUUAAAGUAUUCGGUUCAUGGGUAUACGAGCCCCAUCUUCGAGGGACUGCCAUCGACUGGCUAUAACAGUCCUGUCUCUUUAUCCUUUCGCCACUUAAAACACAUCUGGGAAUGUCCCUAGGGUGAAGAUUUUGUAGUCAAUUUAGGAUAGCGUAAAACAUUCCAUUUUGAGUUAUUUCCCGGGGGAUUCUGCUUAAAACCCAUCGAAAACGUAAUGCUGCAAAUGGUCUUAGAGAAUCUUCUUUCGAUCUACUUCUUGCACAUUUACAAAAGUAGUUUCUACAUCAACGUAGCAUAUUGAUUGCCUUUGACAGGACAUUUUCUGAAAAGGUUGGGUUAUUGUUUUGUACAUACCUUGGUCCAGACCAUCUGCAGGUCCUCACAACAGUUAUGAAUAAGCAAAAUUACACAGGCGUUUAGUCCAGUCAUUAAGAGCUUAGGUACCUUUUUAGAAGUCACUUGGAAGGAAAGAAACUGCUGUACUUUUUGAAAGUUCACCUGAUGAAAGUGGAGGACUAAGGCAGCUGCACGCAUUGGAUAUCGAGUAAAUGGGGACUUUGAGCUACUUCUGUGAUUCUAAUUGGUACAAGGUUUCAGUUGACAACGAAUAUGGAUUAUGGGAGUAAUGUUUACGUAGUAAUUUAGGUAGAAGGUGGUUGAUUACCCACAUACUCAUGUGGGUAGUGAGCCAGAAAAAUGAAGGUGACCAAUUUUC
Marchantia polymorpha subsp. ruderalis is the source of this 2458-nucleotide messenger RNA. The record is from the annotation of a GenBank genome assembly. NCBI's taxonomy places the organism in Eukaryota, Viridiplantae, Streptophyta, Marchantiopsida, Marchantiales, Marchantiaceae.